AUGUUCCACUUGUUUUCUCACUGUUGGCGUUGGGUCCAGAUAAAGCAAGAACCAAUCAGGAGUGUGACUAUUCUUUUCUUGGGACUGGAAAGUGCAGGAAAAAGUUCAAUAAUCAAAGUUAUAAAAAAAGGUCCUCCAUCUCACAUGUCUUUAGCCAGUGAUCCAUUCAGAACUGAGCUUCGUUUUGACCAGUUUGAGCUCACUCUUCUUGAGCUUCCCAGUGGACAAAAGAUGAGGGCAAAUUGGAGGCUGUACUAUACUCAUGCACACGCUCUUGUCUUUGUACUGGAUGCUAGUGACCAUGGGCGCAUACAGGAGGCUGCAGGUGUCCUUUCUAGUGUCCUAAAACACUCUAGAGUGGCUGGGAAACCACUUUUAAUAUUGGCAAACAAACAGGACCGAGCCUCUGCACUCUUACCUAGUGAGAUAAUUGAGCUGCUGUCAUUAGAAAAACUAGUGAAUGAAAAUAAGACUCUUUGCAGAAUUGAGCCAUGUUCAGCAAGCACAGACUUUCAUUCCAGUCAUGACUGGGCCAUUAUUAAAAGUCUUCGUUGGAUUUUGAGAUCUGUGUCUGUCAGUUAUUCUACAUUGAGUGCUCGUAUAUUGCAAGACAGUGCAGAGCAGAAAGAAAGUAUUCACCACAGAACAUCUAUGAGGAUACAAAAUCACAGAGAUCUGUUGGGAUGGGACAUGCCUCAUGAUAGUGUCACAGAGCUUGUGGAAUACAAAUCAUUUCCAGGUGUCAAGAAAAGGCCUCUAAAACCUAUUCAAAACAUCUUGACACAGACUGGACACAGUCUGCACAGAAUGAACAAAAAAAGAAAAAGAAAGGUGAAAAUUACAGAAAUUGCACAAUCUCAGGUUUUGAAGGUAAAUCAUAAUAUGGAAGGUGAACUAAAAUCUGAAGCUAAAGCAUCACCAUCCAGUGGGGCUCAAUUUUGCCAUAGUUUGGGACACAGAGCUGUAAUCAUGCCAGAUACACAGGAUAAUCGACAAGCAGCUGGUGAAGGUCCCAAAAGAAGAAGGAAAAAGAAGAAGCCUGUUCCAAAAAAACAAAUAAAAUCUAUGGAAGUUGGAGCCCAUACUGGGGAUAUGGAAAACACAUUUGAUCUUUAUCGAAAAGCAAUGCAUGCUCUUAAGCUGAAACAAGAACAACAGAGAAACAGACCAUCUCGCGGAGACCAAGAAGCUAUUCCACUUCAAUAGGAGAAACAUUCCAUGGUGCAAGCAUAUCUGUUAAUCAGAAUAUUUUUUACAUUUCUUGAGAACCUUAAGAAAAAAAGAAAAUAAUCUGCACAGAAAAUCAUGACCUAUUCUCAUGUUAUUAACUGACCAUUAAGGUACUUUCUAGGAAUAUAUUAUUGGUGGACAAUCCCUAGGAUAGAUAAUAAAUAUCAGAUCAGUGUGGAUAUACAGUCAGGUCCAUGAAUAUUGGGAAAUCGACACAAUUCUAACA
This is a messenger RNA of Bufo gargarizans (Asiatic toad), 1456 nucleotides long. RefSeq names its product ADP ribosylation factor like GTPase 13A (gene ARL13A). The transcript is spliced from 9 exons. Gene Ontology annotation, cellular component: ciliary membrane; non-motile cilium. NCBI's taxonomy places the organism in Eukaryota, Metazoa, Chordata, Amphibia, Anura, Bufonidae. Bases 1 to 1206 code for a protein of 401 amino acids. The record is from RefSeq and is a predicted model, not a curated record. Gene Ontology annotation, molecular function: GTP binding; GTPase activity. Gene Ontology annotation, biological process: receptor localization to non-motile cilium; non-motile cilium assembly.